Molecule: messenger RNA, 576 nt
Organism: Mesorhabditis belari
Lineage: Eukaryota; Metazoa; Nematoda; Chromadorea; Rhabditida; Rhabditidae
Source: the annotation of a GenBank genome assembly
AUGACAACCUGGUGUUGGCAUGCUGUCGGAAAUCCUCUUACACCGGUUGUUGAAGAGGACUAUCGCUCGUGUUGUGGACGGAUGAAAUCGAAAUAUGGAUUCAUUGCUUGUCUCCUCAUCGAUUUCCUCUUCAUUCUCCUCUGUGUCAUUCUCAUCACUCAAAAUUCACCCGAAAACCGACUUGGAUUGAUAAUCCUUAUUGUUCUCUGUCUUCCCAUCACCCUCAUCGGAUUCUUGGCACUUUUUACGUUGAAACCGCUUCACAUGCAGCUUUAUUGGUCGCUGUAUAUCCUGCAAAUGGGCUUCACCGUUCUUGUCAUUGGUUUCCUUGUUAUGAUUCUUUUCAUUCUUCCGUCCAGCACUUUUGUGGAGGAGCGCAAGAUCACCAAACCAAGAACGUUUGGAGGGAUUUUUGGUGUUGUUCUCGUUUUCAUUGCCACCCUCGCUUUCGUUCUUUGGCGUGGAAGUGUCACCUAUUCAUAUUAUAAAUACAUACGCGAUCGCCAGCUAGCCAUCGAGCAUCACGGCUCGAAUCUCGCUCACGCCUCCGACAAUCUGGCUCACGAUAUCGAAAAA